This is a messenger RNA of Miscanthus lutarioriparius, 252 nucleotides long. NCBI's taxonomy places the organism in Eukaryota, Viridiplantae, Streptophyta, Magnoliopsida, Poales, Poaceae. The record is from the annotation of a GenBank genome assembly.
AUGGAGUCCUGCGCCGUCUCCCAGCGUGCCACCUUGGUGCUCAUCGUGGGCGUUGCGUGCUUGGCCAACUGCGCCCAGCCUGCGGCGGCAGCCACCAAGCCUGCUUGCGAGGAAGCGUGCAACAAAGAGUACAAGGCUAAAGCAGCGGAGGUCGCCGCUAGCUGCGACGCGGCUUGCAGCAAGGCAGAGAAGGACCCGUUUUUUACCGAGGCAUGCAAGAUGGAAUGCACCCCUCCUCCUACACCAAGGUAG